Messenger RNA from Schistosoma haematobium, 2655 nucleotides. It is a transcript of the gene MITD1, whose product is annotated as MIT domain-containing protein 1. The coding region runs from base 214 to 963 and encodes 249 amino acids. The record is from RefSeq and is a predicted model, not a curated record. NCBI's taxonomy places the organism in Eukaryota, Metazoa, Platyhelminthes, Trematoda, Strigeidida, Schistosomatidae. The transcript has 7 exons.
AUUAAUUUCAGGCGCGGUUACCAAUCUUCGUGAAACUUUCAAGGUCAGCGUUAAUUUGUGUAAAGAAAACCCAAUAAAUAUUCCAAAUCAAACAUACCGCAGUUAUUUCUAACAGUACAUUGCGAAAAUUGCUUCUUUUUGUUUCCAUAAGCAAAUGCAAUUUAAGUAAAUCAUCCAACUUGUUGAAAAAUCUACCCGCAAGAAUCAUUUACGAUGACUUCGAAUUCCCUGAUAGAAGCGGGCUCAAUUGUUAUGCUUCGAGCCAUAGAACUUGAGAAACAAUUAAAAUUUACUGAAAGUUUGACAUGCUAUGAAGAAAGUAUUGGUUUAUUCAUCAAAGCUCUGCGUUCUAUUCCUGAUAAUACACAACCAGAAUUCAAAGACAGAUUCAGACUGAAAGUUUCAGAGUAUAUAACCCAUGCAGAAAAACUUAAGGAAAAACUUAAAAAGGAAUCAGAAAAUGGAAAUUAUCACGAACAAAUUGUUAUAGAAGAAGGUGCUACUGGUUACAGUUACAAAAAGGUUUUUGGAAGAUUUCUUGAAGAUGGUACAGUAAGGAAAGUUUGGGUGGAAGAUCCGUAUAUCAGAAAUAGUUAUCAAAUUGAGAAUUUUUCUCACUUUUGUGAAGUCAUCGUUCAAUCAGUGUCGAAGGUGAAAAAUAUUUAUUUAACCACCGGAGAAGAUGCCCAGCAUCCAGAUGAACAAAUAGAAAAGUUUAACAUGUUAAAGGGUGAUCUAGAAAAGCAUUCAGUUACUUUUGAGUGGACGUUCUCGGAUACCUUACAUGAUCGAGAGAUACGAUUUGAUAGUGGAUGGAUUGUUAAAAUUGGUCGUGGAUUGGAUUAUAUACGUCGUCCUGAACAUAAAUUUUGUGGUCUCGGUGUACAUGACUAUGACUUUCGGACAUGUUCUGCAACAACUAUUGACAUAUUUCAUUCUUCUAUAUUACGUCAAGAUACAUAAAGAAAUAUAUAUGAACUUUCCUUUUUAAAAACUAAUUUAGUAUAUGAUGUUAUUAUCUAUUUACCCUGAAAAUAAAUCAGUAAGGGGAUGAUAAAACAUCUUGACGACCUCAAACAUACAACAUUUCGAUAACUUUCCAUUAUCAUUAGUCUUUCAUCUUUUUUUAAAAAGAAAUUAUGUUACAGAAUCAUUUUUUAACUUUAACAAGUUUUUCUCUAUGUUUUUUACUCAUUUGGUCGUUGUAUUUAUGUGUUAGGUCAAGGAAUCAUUUAAUUUUAAGAUUUGAAGCAUUCAAUGAUUUUUUCUAUCAACUAAACACUGGUUAUCUUCGUAAGCAACGUAGAGUUUGGCGCAUAUAUUCAUUCUUUCAUGUUGUCAUACUAUAUUAAAACGGUGAGAUGAAAUUAUUAAGAUAAAUGCUGGAAUAGUAGAAAUAGUAAUAGUAUCAGGAGUAGUGGAAAAGAUUGAAGGAAGAGUGAAUUUUUGAAGUUUUUUUAUUUUUUUAUUUGAACACAUAAAUAUUGGUACAAAGGGGCACCAGAUACACAUGUGCCACACAAGUCAUUUGAUCUCUGUGUGGGCUGAGAUACUGCCUGCGUGCCCAAACACAAACAGGUGGUUUUCCUAGGAAACACCCGGAGCCUUCUACCUACAGGUCUGAUCCACAAGUCAGUGAAGCAACGUCAGGAGAUGCAGUCCCAUGGUAGCCUGUGAUCAACAGUUUGUUCAUACACCAUUUGUUCCUUCGGGGUACUGGAGCCCAUGUGCACUAUUGAUUGGGAAUCAGGGUUUUCCAACUCCCCUGUGUAGAGUCUGCAUGUCCACCAUCCCUGUUGAAGCGCCGGACAUUCACUUUUCAUCCUUUCAAGUUUUUAGACAACACUGCUACCACGAGAAUGCAGUGAGUAGGACUUUCCUGGUAGUGGCUCUAUGCACAUGGUCAUGUGAGUGCAUUUCGAGAUGGAGAGAUGACUUUCUCCACCUUUGGCCAUACCAGGGCAAUUUUUGAGGUAUCAAAGUAUGAUGUAAUAUUAAAACUCGAGACCUAAAGUAUAAAUUUAUCUAAAUUUAGUAAAUACAGUAAUUACUGUAAUCCAGUUAUUUACACUCAUAUAUGUUAAUUGUUUCAUACUAUCUCCAUGUAAAAAAAUUCUAUCACAAUUUUGGGUUGUAAGCAGCUGACGAGAAACCUCGAAAUAAUAUGAAUUCAUACUAUUCUGCAUCAAUGUUUGUUCUUGCUCUAUUUAAAUUCAUAAAGUGAACCAAUUGCAUGAAAUUUAUAAAUUUAUUGUUAUUUUCAUCCCGAACUAGGAAUCUUGUUACGUCGUUGGUCUGUCUACCCACUUUUGGUGCUGAGGAUAACUUGUCUAAUCUAGAUUAAGACCUUGACGCGAUAGGUUGACGGUUUAACCUUGAGGCUAGUAUGCGUGAGUUCGAAGUGGGUUAGAGAGAAGAAAACUAUCCUAUCACCUGAUUGGCUGAGAAGUACGCGAGUUAGAGAAGACAAGUCAACUGGAACACUACUGGAUCUAUCCCCAAUUUCCCGAUUUCAGAUUAGUGUAAAAAGGUACAUGAAUAAAUAGACGACUAACCCGACCACAAAGUACAAUAAUAAGGAAAAUACAAUGCCCACUGCUGAGGAGUCCCAAAAUAGGACGAAACGGUCUAACAUCCAUCGGUUCAUGAUCUCAG